AUGGUCACUCAAAGACCCUCUUCAUCUACUAAUUCCGAAGAUAGUGAGAAAAGAGAAAGAGACAAUUCAUCUUGUUCGGAAGAAGAUGAAAAAAUCAUAUCCUCUUCCUCACCUUCUUCCUCGACGCCUCGAUUGACACAUGAUGUUUUCCUUAGUUUCCGUGGCGAAGACACUCGAACGAGUUUUACGGAUCAUCUAUAUGAAGAUUUAAAACGGAGAGGUAUUCGAGUCUUCAGGGAUGACAAAUCACUCGAGAAAGGAAAAUGCAUUCCUCAAGAGCAUUUGCAAGCAAUUCAAGAAUCCCAAUACGCCAUCGUCAUUUUUUCGGCAAAUUAUGCUUCUUCCAAAUGGUGCCUCAGGGAACUUGCCGAGAUCGUUGAAUGGAAGGAAAGGAAGAAUCUCACAAUUAUUCCUAUUUUCUAUCAUGUGAAUCCUUCAGAUGUAAGAAAACAAGGAGGGACUUUUAAAAAAGCUUUCGCCGCACAUGGAAAAGAUCCCAUGGUAGACAGCGAAGAGAUUGGUACGUGGAGAAAAGCUUGCACAAAAGUCGGCAAUAUUUCCGGGGAGCACAUAAAUGGGGACAGGUAA
Molecule: messenger RNA, 588 nt
Organism: Carya illinoinensis
Lineage: Eukaryota; Viridiplantae; Streptophyta; Magnoliopsida; Fagales; Juglandaceae
Product: TMV resistance protein N-like
Exons: 1
Coding region: 1-588 (195 amino acids)
Biological process (GO): signal transduction
Source: RefSeq, a predicted model, not a curated record